Messenger RNA from Onychostruthus taczanowskii (white-rumped snowfinch), 1064 nucleotides. Its product is annotated as nascent polypeptide-associated complex subunit alpha, muscle-specific form-like. The transcript is spliced from 2 exons. NCBI's taxonomy places the organism in Eukaryota, Metazoa, Chordata, Aves, Passeriformes, Passeridae. The coding region runs from base 226 to 951 and encodes 241 amino acids. The record is from RefSeq and is a predicted model, not a curated record.
GAGGCGCCGGGGCAGCCGCGACCGGCCCGGGGCGGAGCGCAGCGGGGCGGGGGUCGGGCCUGGGGCUGUAGAGAGGAGCCCCGAACUUGUGGCCCCGAACUUGUAGCCCGCUCUGUCCCCGCGGGGCCGGGGUGUCCCCGGCUCCUGAUCCCCUCCCGGGGCCCCCCGGCAUUGCCCUCGCCAAAUGGGGGGGGUCUCGGCUAUCGGGCCAGCACCCCCUGCUCCAUGCAGGGGGAGCCGUCCUGGGGGGUUUCCCCAUUCCCCAGGUGUGCGGAGAGGAGGGGAGGGGGCUGCAUUCCUCCCCCUUCCAGGGGUACAGCUGAGACAGGGACAGCCCAGCCCAACCCAGGGCAUGGAGCUGGUGUCACUUGGAUCCAGCCCGGCUGUCAGCGCCCAGCCACGCGCUCAGGGACCACAACAGGGGGGGGUUUAGCCGCCCCCCAGGCCCCGCUGCCCCCGCGGCACCAGCACCUGCUGCGGGACCUCAGCCGCCCACGCGGGGCUCCUGCUGUCCCUGCCCGGCCGGGAGCAUCUCCCGGCGCUGCCAAAGGAUUCCUGGAGGAUGCCUCGCGGCAGCCAGGACGGGAGCACCGCGGGGUUCCCUGGACGGCCGCGGGCCAGGGGCUCCUGGCUGAGCCCACGGCGGGGAUGCCGCGGCCAGGGUGGGCUCCACUCCGGGCAAGGGAGUGGAAGUGGGGAGCGCCAAAUCCCGCCGGGCACGGGGGCUGCCUGCUCCCCGGGAGCCCGGGGUGCUCUGGGAGCCUGAAGAAGGGUCCUGUGGAGCCCCCUCCGCAGGGAGUCCCUCUUCCAAGAGCUCUUGGAAGCGCCUUUUCCUGUGAGCGCGUCCUUGGGCAGCGCACGCAACGCUGGAGCUGGAGGCUGGAGCGCCGCAGGAAGGAACUGAGUCCAGCCCAGUCCGACUGUCUCCAGCAUGACUGGAUUCCACACUGAUAAGAGGCGCUGCGCGGAGGCGGCAGCGGCGGCAGUCCAAGUGUUUGGUGCAUCCCCUCACCCCGUUCCUGCGGCUGGGCUCCGGCGGGACGCGGCCGGCUGGCCCUGCGAGG